CCAUCUGGAUUGGAGUCAACCAGUCUGAUGUUCGCAUACGGGUUGGAUUUGUUUUUCGCUCGGUUAACACCAUCAGGGACAUUUGACAUUCUGAAGGAUGACUUUGAUCAUUUGCUCAUUAGUGUUGUAUUGGUUGGUUUUGUAAUAGCGAGUGUAAUUUGUAAAAAAUUGGGUAAAAACCAUACGUUGAAACAGGCAUGGCAAUAA
Anisakis simplex (herring worm) is the source of this 207-nucleotide messenger RNA. NCBI's taxonomy places the organism in Eukaryota, Metazoa, Nematoda, Chromadorea, Rhabditida, Anisakidae. The record is from the annotation of a GenBank genome assembly.